Messenger RNA from Nylanderia fulva, 1689 nucleotides. RefSeq names its product GDP-mannose pyrophosphorylase B (gene Gmppb). NCBI's taxonomy places the organism in Eukaryota, Metazoa, Arthropoda, Insecta, Hymenoptera, Formicidae. Gene Ontology annotation, molecular function: GTP binding; mannose-1-phosphate guanylyltransferase (GTP) activity. Gene Ontology annotation, biological process: GDP-mannose biosynthetic process. The record is from RefSeq and is a predicted model, not a curated record.
UGACAGCUGUCAGAUGACACGGGAUGCCGGCAGGUGGAUGUGGAAACAUGGCGUCCAACGAGAUUGCUAGAAAAUUAAUUAACCACAACGGAGAUUUGUGAAGCACUUUAUCUGUAAUUAUCAUGUAAAAGAAAUAAGCGAGGUUUACGAGUGCUCGAGCGAUUUAUUUGCUUUUUUUAAACCGUGUCGAUGGUAAAAUAUUCGCGCCAGGAAGUUAUCACUGCCGCAAUCACGAAUAUGCACGUAAACACGUAGCUGCAUCUAUUACAAGCUCGUAUCUUAUUACGUGGCAUUAGUUAUCGCAGAGAUAUACCACGUUGCUUCAUCAAUAAGACAACGUUGCACGAUUCCCAGGAAUGCACGAAAAGAGAAAAAAGUUACAGACCAUGCGUGCUUUAAUACUCGUAGGUGGUUAUGGAACCAGAUUGCGACCUCUUACUUUAAGCAGGCCCAAACCACUCGUUGAAUUUGCAAAUAAACCGAUGCUCCUGCACCAGAUUGAAGCACUGGUACAAACAAAUGUUACGGAGGUGAUAUUGGCUGUUUCCUAUCGGGCGCAGCAAAUGGAGGAGGAGUUGGUUCAUGAGGCGAAGAAAUUGGGAGUGAGACUCAUCUUCUCUCACGAACCGGAGCCGUUGGGUACAGCUGGACCGCUUGCGCUCGCGCGUGAAUAUUUGUGUGCCAGUGAUGAUCCGUUCUUCGUUUUGAACUCUGACAUUAUUUGCGAUUUUCCCUUUAAACAGCUCCUCGAAUUUCACGAGAAUCAUGGUAAAGAAGGGACUAUAGUCGUCACCAAAGUAGAAGAGCCGUCCAAGUACGGCGUGGUUGUGUACAAAGAGGAUGGAAAAAUUGAGAGUUUUGUCGAGAAACCCCAAGAGUUUAUAUCUAACAAAAUUAACGCAGGUCUGUACAUCCUUAAUCCGAGCGUAUUGAACAGAAUAGAAUUGAAACCUACCAGCAUCGAGAAGGAAGUUUUUCCAAACAUGGCUCAGGAUGGGGAGUUGUACGCGAUGGAGUUGCUAGGCUUCUGGAUGGAUGUGGGACAACCCAAGGAUUUUCUAACAGGAAUGUCCAUGUAUCUUGCCUCAUUAAGGCAAAAGCAUCCUGAGCAACUUUAUUCUGGACCAGAAAUAGUGGGAAACGUCUUGAUAGAUCCAACGGCUACGAUUGGCAAGGAUUGCAGAAUCGGACCCAACGUCACGAUUGGGCCUGGUGUCACUCUGGCUGAUGGAUGUUGUAUCAAACGAAGCACUAUUCUUAAGGCAGCUGUGAUAAAGGAGCACGCAUGGCUUGAUGGAUGUAUAGUUGGAUGGAGAAGCGUUGUUGGACGAUGGGUGAGAAUGGAAGGUACAACUGUACUAGGGGAAGACGUUAUUGUGAAGGACGAAUUAUAUAUUAACGGCGGACAAGUUUUACCGCAUAAGAGUAUUUCUACGUCUGUACCAGAACCGCAGAUUAUUAUGUGACCAAAAAAGUAUAAUCUAAGCUCACGAACUAGUGCAGGUAAUAAUAUUAGGUCGAAACAUAUGUAUGUCAGAAAGGUUUUUUUAAUAAUUUUUCAAAACACACUUGUAUGAACAGUACACUUCAUUUCUAUACGUUAAUUAUAUUUAUAUAGCGCGUUGCGCAUUUUUGUAGAUACUUUCACGUUAAAAUAAAAAAAAAAAAAAAUACAAAUUUUGCUUUAAA